UUUUCUUCUCAAAGUGUAAUAACCAUAAUAUUUUCCAAGGUAUCUUUUGCUUUCUUCUUAACUACCAACAAUGUUUUUCUUUUAGAAAAAAUUGCUACAUAAACCUCACAUUACAUCAUUUUACUUCCCAUGACCCACUAACACUAAAUCUACCCCCAAAAAAAAAAUGCACAACAAGGUCGAUUCUUUACCGGUUCGAUCGAACCCAUCAACGCGACCCAUAUCCCGUCACCACUCGGCGAGUAACAUCGUUCAUCGGGUUAAAGAAAGCCUCACAACAAGAGUCUCUAAACUCAUAUGUGCCAUUUUCUUAUCUCUUUUACUAUGUUUAGGCAUUAUCACUUUCAUCUUAUGGAUCAGUCUACAACCACACCGACCACGCGUCCAUAUCCGCGGGUUCUCAAUCUCUGGUCUAUCCAGGCCCGACGGGUUCGAGACGUCACACAUAAGCUUCAAGAUAACGGCUCAUAACCCGAACCAAAACGUCGGCAUUUACUACGAUUCCAUGGAAGGAUCCGUUUACUACAAAGAGAAACGGAUCGGUUCGACUAAACUUACUAAUCCGUUUUACCAAGACCCAAAGAACACGAGCUCGAUCGACGGAGCCUUAAGUCGACCCGCAAUGGCCGUGAAUAAGGACCGUUGGAUGGAGAUGGAACGAGACAGGAACCAAGGGAAGAUAAUGUUCCGUUUGAAGGUAAGGUCCAUGAUACGUUUUAAGGUGUACACAUGGCAUAGUAAGAGUCACAAGAUGUACGCAAGCUGUUAUAUUGAGAUCGGUUGGGAUGGAAUGUUGUUGAGUGCGACUAAAGACAAGAGAUGUCCAGUUUAUUUCACUUGAUUUGAACAAAAGUGUAUGUGUCACCAACAUAAUUUACAUAGAUAUGUAUUAACAUUAUGAAAUUACAUUUUGUUUUUAAUGCUUACAAAAAAUUAUUGGAACAUUUUAUUGGUUUUCGUGUAUUGAAUUUGGUUGUAACUUGUAACAUUCGGCCUGAUGACCUCUACGAUAUUUGUUUUUGUUUUUACUAGCCAUUAUCUAUAUAUGACUCGACGUUAGUGUUCUUUUUUUGUUUUCGUUGACGGCC
Molecule: messenger RNA, 1088 nt
Organism: Arabidopsis thaliana (thale cress)
Lineage: Eukaryota; Viridiplantae; Streptophyta; Magnoliopsida; Brassicales; Brassicaceae
Product: Late embryogenesis abundant (LEA) hydroxyproline-rich glycoprotein family
Exons: 1
Coding region: 167-841 (224 amino acids)
Biological process (GO): defense response to other organism
Cellular component (GO): membrane
Source: RefSeq, marked reviewed